Molecule: messenger RNA, 1887 nt
Organism: Entamoeba invadens IP1
Lineage: Eukaryota; Evosea; Mastigamoebida; Endamoebidae
Product: nucleolar RNA-associated protein, putative
Exons: 2
Coding region: 1-1887 (628 amino acids)
Biological process (GO): tRNA export from nucleus; rRNA processing
Cellular component (GO): CURI complex; UTP-C complex; small-subunit processome
Source: RefSeq, a predicted model, not a curated record
AUGGAACAUGUGAAGACCGAAGUCAAAAGUGAGGAAAUGUCUGACGAAGAAAACAGUCUUUCUGAGUACGACAAAUCACAAGACGAUCCACAAGAUGAGUCACAAGACGAAUCUGACGAUGAGAUUACCGAUUUCACACAAUACGACUUAGCGAUAAGAAUUCGAGAGGGUUCCAGACUUUCUUUAGAAACCCUAAAUUCGAUGAGUGAGAUGAUUUCUGAAGCCUUAGUUGGGCGAAUUAAGAAGAUGGAUAUUGUGACUGACUUGAGUGGAUUUCCAUCAUUGAAAGAGAAGACGAAGGACAUUUUGUUGUUAUUCAAAUACGACCGCUGGGGGUGUUUUAAAGAGCAAAUUCUAGGGCCUUCAUUUGAAGACAAAGAGAAGCAUGAGAAGUUCAAACACAUAUGGGGGGAGUUAGCGGAGUUUCGGCGGUUUCGAGAUGGGCGUAUGAUGUGUGUAGUAACGCACCAAACGGAGAGUGACAAGUCGUUUUCGACCAACGAAUAUUUCAUCCGGCAGUUAUUAAUCAAACACUUUGGACUUACACAUCAUAAUAUGAUUACCGAUUUUAAUAAUAUAAUUCGAAUGUUACCCCCAUCCACACGUGGUGUUGAUAUACGAGAAAGUACUCUUGAACUGAUCGACAUUAUUAAGAACACCAAAUUGCCUGUAGAUAUUUCUACUGUACGACCUAUCUCAGCAAGUACUCGAUUCACUUCAUAUAUUUACCCUAAAAAGAUAACAAACAACACAGUCGACUAUUCACUUUAUGUGGAGUCUAUCCCUCUCGUCAUCACUUUUACUUAUUUAGGAAAUUGGCCGGAUCGUCUCGAAGCUAUUAAUUCGAUGAAAACUAGUCUGAGUCUGGAAAUUAAAAAUCAACUGAGUAAGCAAGGGAUUCAAGGAAUUGUGAGAACAGACGGGUAUACCAUUUACUAUAAGAAUUACGUCUUUUCUAUUUAUUAUAACUCCGCAGAAGAAAUGCAACUCUUCUUCAAGUACGAUGACAUAGAAAACGCUAAGAAGUGUGCACACAUGUACAGACAACAACCCGCAGUGUCUUCUUAUCUCUUAGAAAGCUGUUUGAAAAACCCAAGUUUCUCCCUUUCAAGUCGUCUUGUCAAAAAAUGGAUCUAUUCAAAAGGCUUUUCGCCUUACUUCAAUGACGAAAUUGUUGACGCCAUCCUCUCACACUUCUUCUUUCUAAAACCAAUAGCUACUCCACAAAAAUUCUUUAUGAAGUUCAUCAACUUCUUUGCUUCAGUUACUACUCUCCCACUCGAAAUGGGAAAUAAAGAUGAAUUUAUAGUUAAAAGAGACAACGGUAAAGGUAUCAUUUUUAACUUCGACACAGACCUUGCAGUCAACGCAUACUUGAACAAUUUCUCCCCGUCACUCCGUGUCGUCCGCUUGUUGUGUGGAUAUGCACAACAAACUCAGAAGCUUCUUCAGAACAAUUUCUGUUUAAAACAAAAUGAAGUCUUUGCAAAGGAAUUGUUUGCUAUGCCACAAUUCAAGAAUGGGAUCACUAUUAAAUUGGACAAAAAACUCUUCACUAAACAAAAUACAAAGUUCCUCUCUGAUUAUUGUAGCCAACACGCUUCGAAAAUCGGGUUCGUCGAUUUCGAUCCACUCAAAAAAUACACGGAAGAGGUAGUGAAGUUCAUUAAAGACGACGGUUUGGUCUUUGUGAAUUACAUCGAAGGGAGCGAUAUAUAUCUCCAACUGAACCCAAAGUCACAACUCGGCUCACUUCUCGCUCAAAAAGAUAUGACUUGCAAUAUAACCUCUUUCUUGACCAAAACGAAUUUGAUGACGAUGGGUGAGUUUAAGCUGGCUCUUCAAAGACUUGGAGGGUCUUUUGUGACUGAUGUGAUCAUUGAAUGA